Sorex fumeus (smoky shrew) is the source of this 3675-nucleotide messenger RNA. RefSeq names its product tripartite motif containing 23 (gene TRIM23). Bases 28 to 1752 code for a protein of 574 amino acids. Lineage: Eukaryota; Metazoa; Chordata; Mammalia; Eulipotyphla; Soricidae. Gene Ontology annotation, biological process: intracellular protein transport; vesicle-mediated transport. Gene Ontology annotation, molecular function: GTPase activity; zinc ion binding; GTP binding. Gene Ontology annotation, cellular component: cytoplasm; plasma membrane; lysosomal membrane. The record is from RefSeq and is a predicted model, not a curated record. The transcript is spliced from 11 exons.
GCCCGGGGGCGGCGCGGUCCUCCGGGGAUGGCGGCCCUGGUGGUAAACAAGCCCGGAGCGGGCCUGGACUGCGCCCGGCAGGGCAGCCGGGCUACGGCGGUGGUGAAGGUGCUGGAGUGUGGAGUUUGUGAAGACGUCUUUUCUUUACAAGGAGACAAAGUCCCUCGCCUUCUGCUUUGUGGCCACACAGUUUGUCAUGAUUGUCUCACUCGUCUGCCUCUUCAUGGAAGAGCAAUUCGUUGCCCUUUUGACCGACAAGUAACAGAUUUAGGAGAUUCGGGUGUCUGGGGAUUGAAAAAGAAUUUUGCUUUACUGGAGCUUUUAGAACGACUGCAGAAUGGACAUAUUGGUCAGUAUGGGCCUGCAGAGGAAGCCAUUGGAAUAUCUGGAGAGAGCAUCAUCCGUUGUGAUGAAGAUGAAUCUCAUGUUGCAUCUGUAUAUUGCACUGUGUGUGCCACUCACCUGUGCUCAGAGUGUUCUCAGGUUACUCACUCUACAAAGACAUUAGCAAAGCACAGGCGAGUGCCACUAGCCGAUAAGCCUCAUGAGAAGACCAUGUGCUCUCAGCAUCAGGUGCAUGCCAUUGAGUUUGUUUGCUUGGAAGAAGGCUGUCAGUCUGGCCCACUUAUGUGCUGUGUAUGCAAAGAAUAUGGAAAACACCAAGGUCACAAGCAUUCGGUACUGGAACCGGAAGCUAACCAGAUCCGAGCAUCAAUUUUAGAUAUGGCUCACUGCAUACGAACCUUCACUGAGGAAAUCUCCGAUUAUUCUAGAAAAUUAGUUGGAAUCGUUCAGCACAUUGAAGGAGGUGAACAGAUAGUGGAAGAUGGAAUUGGAAUGGCUCACACAGAACAUGUACCAGGUACUGCAGAGAAUGCCAGGUCAUGUGUCCGAGCUUAUUUUUCUGAUCUGCAUGAAACACUCUGUCGUCAAGAAGAAAUGGCUCUAAGUGUUGUGGAUGCUCAUGUUCGAGAAAAACUGAUCUGGCUUAGGCAGCAACAGGAAGAUAUGACUAUUCUGUUGUCCCAGGUUUCAACAGCGUGUCUCCAUUGUGAAAAGACUCUGCAGCAGGAUGACUGCAGAGUUGUCUUGGCAAAACAAGAAAUUACAAGGUUACUAGAAACACUGCAGAAACAGCAGCAGCAGUUCACAGAGGUUGCAGAUCAUAUUCAAUUAGAUGCUAGCAUACCUGUUACUUUCACAAAGGACAAUAGAGUUCAUAUUGGACCAAAAAUGGAAAUUCGAGUUGUUACAUUAGGAUUAGAUGGUGCUGGAAAAACUACAAUUUUAUUUAAGUUAAAACAGGAUGAGUUCAUGCAGCCUAUUCCAACAAUCGGUUUUAAUGUGGAAACUGUAGAAUAUAAAAAUCUAAAGUUCACUAUUUGGGAUGUUGGUGGAAAACACAAAUUAAGGCCAUUGUGGAAACAUUAUUACCUUAAUACCCAAGCUGUUGUAUUCGUUGUUGACAGCAGUCAUAGAGACAGAGUUGGUGAGGCACACAGUGAACUUGCAAAAUUGUUAACAGAAAAAGAACUUCGAGAUGCUUUGCUCCUGAUUUUUGCUAACAAACAGGAUGUUGCUGGAGCUCUCUCAGUAGAAGAAAUCACUGAACUCCUUAGUCUCCACAAACUGUGUUGUGGCCGUAGCUGGUACAUUCAGGGCUGUGAUGCUCGGAGCGGCAUGGGAUUGUAUGAGGGGCUGGACUGGCUCUCCCGGCACCUUGUGGCUGCUGGAGUGCUGGACGUGGCUUGAUUCUAAAGUAGCACUGUUCAAGUCUUAUGGCUAAGAGUCAUUUUGCACAUACGCUAUAAGGAAUUCUGCAUCUAAAAAACGGUUGGUUGAGAAUGUGUGUAUGAAAGGCAUUUUGGAUUGGAGAUUUAGUACGAUACCCUGUUUAAAAGUAAUUCUGUAGUGAAAUGUAAGUACCUCAAGUAGAUAAAAGUCGGAUUAAGUAGGGAAUUCUUGAAUAUGCUUUUUUUUUAAAUGUACAUUUGUUACUUAAGUCUUUUUUUUUAAAUUAUAUGUGACUAUAGAUUGGAACAGCAGUCACAGAGAAGGGACAAGUGAAGGUUGAUUCUUUCAGUGAACAAAAGAACAGCCAUUUGAGUGCCCGAUGGAACCUGUGUUAGCAAGUAAGCCAUCGCUGCUGCUUCCACUUGCCUCCUCACUGAAGUUUGGCAGUAUUUAAAUAGUUGCAAGACAUUGCAAAAAUUGUGGUCACUUAAUGGGUUGGAACCCAAACUGCAUCUUUGAGUCACAGGGUCACUUUACAUGGAGUGUAACAGAUCCUUUAAUGGUAAGAUAUAAGCUAUAGGUUAUAUUUUUUACAGUGUUUUAUUAACUUUCUCAAAAAUAUUUUGUAAAAAACCCCGUGAGUCAGAAUGGAAUGUUAUUUAAGUAGUCCUGAUCGUCAGAUUAGUAUGAAACUGAAAAACAAUAAUAAAACUGUGAAAGUCAAGUUUUAUUCUAGUUUACCUUCCCUUCUGAAAGACCUGCUUCAGUGAUGGAAGUGCUAUGUUCCCUAAAGUGGUCCUUCUAUUUUUCAAUAUAUUUAAAGAUAAUAGUGUUUUAUCUUUAGUGGGAAUGACUAGGUAAAAUGUGUAGUAAGUGACACAUAAAACCAAGGUUGGCUUUACAUAAAAGAUACAGAUCCAAGAAAACUCUUAAGUCAUUUAAAUAGUGGGGGAUACUUGUUACAUGAAUUCCUUUAAAACUUUUCCCAGAUUAGUGUAUUAAUCUUGAUACAUGUAUUCAAGGCAUGUAGUGAAAGCGCCUUGAAAAGUUAAAAGACUGUGUCUAAGGAAAGAAGAAACAAAGUUUAUUGUACAGCAGUUCAGGAGUUUGCUAGUUUAAAAAAAUGUGCGCUUUACUGUGUUUCAUUUUUUAUAUGUGGGGGUAAGUUUGUGUUUCAGCCUGGCACAGCCCACAUUCUGGAGUCAUGGGGUCGCUGCAGGCAGUGGUCAGGGACCAUGCAGUGUUAGGCUUGAACCUGGGCCUCCCAUAUGCAAGGCAUGCAUGCACUCAGCCCUUUGAGCCCUCUACAGUCAUGUGUUUCAUUUUUGAAGGGUACUCCCUUAUGGCAGUAUGAUUCAUUAUAUUUAAACAUUGCUAGAUUUUUUUCUAAUACUCUAUAAUUUAGGAUGAACUUUGAGUCCUAAGUCUUACUAGUUGAACUGCUAUGAAGAAAUUGGUAUCUUGUGACAUGAUGUGACUUUUAGGUGGCACUGUUUUGUUUCAGUCUCUUUAAACUUACUGUUUUUAAUUUAAAAACACUAAGUUUUAGAAAUGAAUUUUUUAAAAAGUCCAAUGUUACAGACAAUGUGUAAAUAAGUAAAUAUAUUUCAUCCUUUACUUUUCAAGUAAAAGGUCAUGCUAUUGCAAGUGUACUUUGUGUGUAUAUUAAUACUUCUAAAUUAUUUAGUAUUUGACAAUAACUGUGAAAAAUAAAAAGGUGUUGCAUUUGCCUGUGAACCCUUGAACGGUUUUCUUUACUAGGUAAUUGGGGAAAAAAGUUUUAACACUAACAUGUAAACUUGCUUUCCUUGUAAAUUGUUUCAUCAGUUUUGCUAAACUUUAUAUUCCUUAGCAUAUUACUGAACACAAUUUAAAUAUUAAACUAUUACUUAAACCUAAUUAUAAUGUACAUAAUUAUAGUGUUUCUGUGUGAUUUUUUUU